This is a messenger RNA of Erigeron canadensis, 1362 nucleotides long. Its product is annotated as nicotinate N-methyltransferase 1. Gene Ontology annotation, biological process: methylation. NCBI's taxonomy places the organism in Eukaryota, Viridiplantae, Streptophyta, Magnoliopsida, Asterales, Asteraceae. Gene Ontology annotation, molecular function: protein dimerization activity; S-adenosylmethionine-dependent methyltransferase activity; O-methyltransferase activity. The record is from RefSeq and is a predicted model, not a curated record.
AUUACAAACAUUAGUUUGCUAGCCCUAUAUAACAAUAUAUGUGUGUGUAAGGAAGUCAUUUGACAAACUCUAGUUUCAAAACCCUGGCUAAAAUGGGAGACAAAGAUGAUCACGGAACACACUACUCCACCAGCAUCACGGCGAGCAACAGUUCCAGGCUAGCAAUAAUGGAGCUUGCAAAUAUGAUCAGCGUCCCAAUGUCACUUAACGCCGUGGUUCGUCUUAAUGUGACUGAUGCCAUUUGGCAAAAUGGCACAAACCCCCUCUCGGCUUCGGAGAUUCUAUCUAGUAUUCUGCCAGCCAGCACUGGAGACGCCGAAAACCUCCAGCGUAUUCUUCGUUUGCUCUCGAGUUAUGGUGUUUUUAAUGAGCAUCUUACCUCUACUGUUGAUGCUACCCAGCCAAUUAGAAGGUACUCACUAACAGACAUUGGGAUGACGCUAGUAACCAAUGAAAACGGUUUAUCAUACGGUCCAUACGUUCUACAACACCAUCAAGAAGAGCUAAUGAAGGCAUGGGCAGUGGUGCACGAGGCGGUAGUAGAUUCGUCAACUGAGCCUUUUGUGAAGGCCAACGAAGGCAAGACCGCAUACGAAAUCUAAGGGAAGAAACCCGAGAUGAAUGAUUUGAUGCAAAAAGCAAUGUCCGGAGUAUCGGUUCCCAUUAUGAAUACAAUUUUAGAAAACUACGACGGGUUUAAGGGUGUCAAAAGAUUGGUGGAUGUAGGUGGAAAUGCAGGGGAUUGCUUGAGGAUGAUUUUAGAAAAAUAUGACAAUAUUAAAGGUGUUAACUUUGAUUUGCCUGAAGUUAUUGCAAAAGUCCCAAAAGUUGAUGGUGUCACACAUGUUGGUGGUGAUAUGUUCGAAUCUAUUCCAAAGGGUGAUGCAAUUUUCACCAAGUGGGUUCUAACGACAUGGACAGAUGACGAGGUCAAGAAAAUCAUGAUCAAUUGUUUCAAAGCGAUUCCAGUUGGGGGUAAGCUCAUUGCUUGUGAGCCGGUGUUGCCAGACAACACCGAUGAUGAUAAUAGUCAACGCACCAGGGCGUUGCUUGAAGGUGACAUCUUUGUCAUGACUAUUUAUCGUGCUAAAGGGAAACACCGGACUGAAGAGGAGUAUCGUCAACUCGGCAUUUCAGCUGGUUUCACUAGUUUCCGAGCUAUUUAUAUAGAUUAUUUUUACACUCUGCUUGAAUUUGGAAAAUGACUACACAACAUAAAGUGUGUCGAAAGCAUGUGUCUUCAAUUUUUUGUUUUUCAUUCACCAUGUAUGGUUACGUGUAUUUCGGUGGCAUUUCUGCGUUAUCAAUCCGUUUGCAACAAUAGGCCAAAAUAUAUGCAAAAUGACGAAUUUGAUACAACAA